Striga hermonthica is the source of this 1581-nucleotide messenger RNA. The record is from the annotation of a GenBank genome assembly. Lineage: Eukaryota; Viridiplantae; Streptophyta; Magnoliopsida; Lamiales; Orobanchaceae.
AUGCAAAAUCAAUCCACGGUUGAGUAUUCUGAUCUUGAAGUUGGUAAUGAGCCGACCUGGGAGAUUACUUCUUCAGUUGGAAAAGUUGUCUAUAAGAAUCCAUUUCAAGAGCAAAAUGCAAGAGGCAUACAUGUUAUGCUAGGGCAGGCUUUCCGGAACGAGAAUGGUGAUAAUCACCGUAGUUGUGAUUCACCAGGCGAGAUUUUGAGAUACAUUGAUCAGGUGCUCAUGGAAGAUGACUUGGAGGGACCGACGAAUACGCUUCAGGAGUCUUCAGAUUUCAAGGCGAAAAUGAAAUUGUUUUAUGAGGUUCUUGGCCAAACGUACCCACCUUCUCCACAGCAGCAAGAAGACCUAGCUCCUCACAACCAAUGUGACGUUACUGAACCGUCGUGUCAAAAUCCUAAAAAAGUUACAAAUACGACGGCGAAUAAUGUAGAGAAGAAUUCAAGCCCCGGAGCAAAGGGAAACAGCAUUGAGAAAAAUCUUGUGGAUUACAUGACAGACCUGAAAAUCUCGGCAAGUAAGAGGAUGGAAAAAUAUGAGGUCAAGGGCCGCCCCUCUCGUAAGAAACAGAACACAAAGGAAGAAGUGAUCGAAUUUACCGAUCUCUUGAUCACGUGCGCCCAAUCCAUUUCUUCGGGUGACCAUCGAUCCUCGAAAGAAUUGCUGCGGAACAUCAGAAAGCAUGCAUCCCCUUAUGGCGACAGUAAUCAAAGGAUGGCCUACUAUUUCGCCAAUGGGCUGGAGGCCCGUAUGAACGGGACCGGCAGCCAAAUAUACAAAUCCCUCGUCAACGAAAGAAAGGACCCUUCUGACUACCUGAGAGCCUUCUUCAUGUCCCUCGUGUCCUCCUCGCUCUUCAAUAUUCCGAAUCUCGUUUUGAACAAGCUGAUCGUGGUCAAAUCUGAAAAAGCAUCAAGGGUCCACAUCAUAGAAUUCGGCACGUUUUACGGCUUCCAGUGGCCUGCUUUAAUCCGGCGCUUGUCCAAACGGGAGGGAGGGCCCCCGAAGCUCAAGAUUACUGGGGUUGACUUCCCGCAUUCUGGCCCUUGGCCCUGCGAGCAGGCCGGGGAGACGGGCCGCCGUCUAGCCAUGUAUGCUGAGAUGUUCAGUGUGCCGUUUGAGUAUAAUGCGAUAUCACAGUCUUGGGGAUCCGUGAGAAUUGAGGAUCUCAAGAUGGAGGAGGGCGAAUUCGUGUUUGUCAAAUGUGUGCACGUGUCUAAGAAUUUGCCAACUGAGGAAGUUGAGGGGGAAAGCCCGAGAAGUAUGUUCCUCGACCUGGUCAAGAGAAUCAAUCCGGAUAUCUUCUUGCAUGGGGUGCUGAACGUGAUAGCCUGCGAGGGCCCGGAUAGAGUUGAGAGGCCCAAGACGUAUAGGCAGUGGCACGUGCGUCAUACGAAGGCUGGUUUUGUUAUGGUCCCUUUCGGGAGUGAUUUGACGAGCAUGGUAAGGGAAAGGGUGAGGAAAUUUUACCAUAGGGAGUUUUUGAUCAGUGAGGAUGGCCUUUGGCUGUUGCUCGGGUGGAGGGGGCGAACGGUUUCUGCAGUUUCUUGUUGGCAGCCCGCUCGGGAAAUUUAG